AAUAAGAAACGUGCGCGGACCCUAUAUAAGCAGUAACCGGCAGAUGCAGAAGAUCAGUGUUCAGUGAACAUAACAUUUUCAAAGACGAAUAUUCAGCAAUCUCAAGAAUCAUGAAAUCUUACACAGCGAUAUUGGCUUUGUGCCUUGUCGUCCUCGUGAUGACUCAACAAGCAACUUCCGAACCAGAACCUGCACCAGCCAAGGGCCACAAUGGUGGAUAUGGUGGUGGAUAUGGUGGUGGACACGGUGGCGGACACGGUGGCGGAUAUAAUGGUGGACACGGUGGUGGUGGACACAAUGGUGGAUAUGGUGGACAUGGUGGACACAAUGGUGGUGGACACAACGGUGGAUACGGUGGACAUGGUGGACACGGACAUGGUGGUGGUGGACACGGACAUGGCGGUGGUGGAUACGGACAUGGAGGUGGUGGACACGGAGGACAUGGUUACGGACAUCAUUAGAACAAUUUAUAAUUCUAGCCCAUACAGUACAAUAAUAUUAAAAAAGUUAAAAUUUUUUUUCAUACCAUGUUUAAUCCAAAACCUGAAUAAACGAUAAUUUAUCAUGGGAUUUUCACCCAUUUCAAACAA
Molecule: messenger RNA, 590 nt
Organism: Myzus persicae (green peach aphid)
Lineage: Eukaryota; Metazoa; Arthropoda; Insecta; Hemiptera; Aphididae
Product: cold and drought-regulated protein CORA-like
Exons: 2
Coding region: 111-461 (116 amino acids)
Source: RefSeq, a predicted model, not a curated record